UGCCUAUUUCUUUUUCUUUUCUGUUCAAAGGCUUAACAGUGAAGUGAAGUAAUAAGUUGAUAUAUAGAUAUAGCGACUGCUAUACGCUGAGGUUGUGACUCUCUCCGUUCUCACGUUCUUCGCCGCUGCUACCACCGUCUCAAUACUCACCUCACUCUCCCCAGGAUUUUGGCAUAAUUUAUCUCGGGAUAAUUUCAAGAGUUCAACAUGGCAGUUCACUAGUGCACUCCUUAAUCUCUUACAUAUUAUAGUGAUUAAUUUCUUUUAUAAUUUGUUUACAUCAUACAAGAUGAGCAGACCUGAUCGUCUGAAGGAGAGGGACAGAAAAAGUAAUCGGCUUUCUGAGGAUAAUUAUGAAGACAGUGCAGCCCGCACAAGACCUGGUUUUGAAAAGAUUAUGCAUAGAAGAAGAAAUAAAGAAUUGCCUGAAAAUGUAAAAGACCCUGCCAAGGAAGUGUGGAAUAUUUCACCUGAAGGUUGUUUAGAGAAAGUUGCUGAUCAUUUUGAGUCUCCAAGAAUCUAUAAACAUCAUAAGAUUCCAUCCUUUAGCAUGGAGAAACAUGCUUCGGAGGAAGUAGUGAAUGUAAGUUCUAGAAAGAAGAUUAAGAGCACCAUUGUAAAGGAAGAUGAUUUAACUGAAGGGAGAGAUAGAGCAAACAAUAUUUUAGAAGCCAAAUCAAGUGCUGGAUUAAGUAAUAAAGGCCGGAAAACUGAAGGGAAGACGGGAAAGGAAAGGCGUGAUGGGAAAAAAAAUGAACAAAUGAGUAAAAUUUCUGAAAAUAAAGCCGGGAUUAAACAUUCAAGAGAUUCAGUUAACAAGGAUAGUUAUACAGAAAAAGAUAGAUCAAAAUCUGAAAGGAAAAUAAAUAAAAAGAACCACAUUGAAGAGGAAGAUAAUCGUAAUACAGAAAGGAAGCAUGACAGAGAUACACAUGAUGUGGGGAAAACAAAGAAGUGGUUAAGCAAUGAUUUUGAAGCAGUACCUGAAAAGAAGCAUCAUAGAGACUCAGAUAAGCAUAUUCAUGUAGAGGGUAGAGCAAAAUAUGAAAGAGAAAUCAACAGGGAAACAAGAACAAGUAAUGAAAAAGAAAUCAAGAGAAAAUAUCGAAGUGGAGAUGAUGAAACUCAGGACAGGAAUGCAAUAAGGAAACAAGAUAUUGCGAAGCAUCAUAACCCACACAUUUAUGAGAGGAAGAACAGGCAGGAAAAGGUGAAGUCACAUUAUGAAGAAUCAACCAUGAAGAGGAGACGGUCAAGAAGUCGGGAGCGUGAGGGUAGAAGAAGGUCACCUUCUUUUUCACCAAGGGCGCGCAGAAAUACUCAUCACGAUGGAGAUCGUAAAGACUUAUCUAUGAUUUCUCUGACAGAUAUGUCUAGAAAAAAACAUUCUGAUGAUAAAAAUAGAGUAUCAACUAAUGGUUCAAGUAGACGGUCAAGAAGUCGGGAGCGUGAGGAUAAAAGGUCCCCUUCUUUUUCACCAAGGGCACACAGAAAGACUAAUCAAGAUGGAGAGCGCAAAGACUUGUCUAUGCCUUCUAUGAUAGAUAGUUCUAGAAAAAAGCAUUCGGAUGAUAAAAAUAGAGUAUCAACUAAUGUUUCAAAUAGUCACCAUCGUGGAUAUCGACACAGUGGCUCUGCUAGUGGACUUGGUGGCUAUUCACCAAGGAAGAGGAAAAGUGAAACUGAUAUUAAGACACCUUCACCACCAUCUAAGCAUUCUCCGGAGAAGAAACGUGCUGGAUGGGAUCUUCCUCCUGUAGGGGCAGAUCCUUCUCCAGCUUUUGUUUCUUCUGGUUUUCAAUUAUCAAAUCAUAGUGUGUUGUCCAGCAUGCAUGAUUUAGCUUCUGCUACUUCUCAGAAUCCAUCCAUCGUGAAGCCUCUCCCAGUGUCAUAUUUUAAUGCGGUAUCAAAUGGGAAGAAUGCCACUGUUGAUUCUGUCCAACUGACACAAGCUACUCGCCCUAUGAGAAGGCUUUAUCUGGAGAAUUUACCAGGUUCAGCCUCUGAGAAAGUUGUGACGGAUUGUUUCAAUGACCUGCUUUCUUCCAGUGUAAAUCAUAUCCAACAAACUCGGCCUUGCAUCAGCUGCAUUGUGCAUAAAGAUAGGGGCCAAGCGCUUGUGGAAUUCCUUACAGCUGAGGAUGCAUCAGCUGCCCUUUCUUUUGAUGGAAGUACACUUUUUGGCUCCAUGGUGAAAAUUAGACGUCCCAAAGACUAUGUUGAAUUUGCAGUAAGAACUGGUGAACCAGAGCGAUCAGUGGAAGUUGCUGUCACAAUAAGUGAUGUUGUAGUUGACUCACCAAACAAGGUCUUCAUUGGUGGAAUUUCAAAUCAUGUUUCUUCAGAGAUGCUUAUGGAGAUUGCUGGUGUGUUUGGAUCUUUGAAGGCUUACCACUUUGAGGCUAGGGUCAGCAAUGGAUGCGCUUUUGUCGAGUAUGUGGAUCACUCUGUUACUGCCAAAGCUUGUGCGGGUUUGAAUGGAAUGAAGCUGGGAGGGGAAGUAUUAACUGUUGUUCAGGCUAUGCCUGAUGCAUCAUCCGUGGAAAAUGAUGGCAAACCACCAUCUUAUGGCAUUCCAGAGCACGCAAAGCCACUGCUCCGCAAGUCAACAGAAGUAUUGGAGAUUAAAAAUGUGUUCACAGUGGAGUCUAUAUUGUCUUUAUCUGACACUGGAAUCGAAGAAAUUUUGGAGGAUGUACGAUUGGAAUGUGCAAGGUUUGGGACUGUUAAAUCAGUUCAUGUAGCCAGGCAUAGCGAUGACAAGAAUGUUGCAACCAAAUCAGAAGAAAUUAAAAAGAGUGUGGGUUCUGAAGAAGCUUCUUUAGUCACACGCACUGUUACUAAAAAUGCAGAAUCUAGUUCAUCUGAAGAGGCUACUUACUCCAGUUCUAUGGGAACAAGUGGAGUGGAGCUCCAUUAUGAAAAAGAACUAGAAGAAGACAAAGAUAAUAAUGGUGCUAGUGUUAAUAUUGAUAAAAAUGCUAAAGUUUUUGAUAAUAUUGCAUGUGAAGAACAAGAACAUCUUGCAAGUGAUGUCACAGUUAGAGAUGCUGACAAUGAGGGCAUGCCUAGUCGUACCAUUCAAGGAUGUCCUGAUCAUCAUGAUACGUCCUUUGAUGCUCCAGGGUUGAAUGAUAACAUCGUCGAUAACAAUAUUGAUGCUGAAAAGGUAGUGGGCGACAAUAUGGACUCAAAGAACACGGUUUGUCCAUUUCAGAAAGGCUUUUCUGAAUGUGAUACUAGUUCAGAGUUAGUUGGUCCCUUAAAGGACAUUAAGGAGGAAGAUGAAGAUGAAUCUAACAACAUUGCAUUUGAACCAGGUUCUGUUCUUGUUGAGUACGCAAGAACCGAAGCAUGCCGUUCGGCAGCUCAUUGUUUGCAUAGACGUUUGUUUGAUGGCAGAAUGGUGACAGUUCAGUAUAUUGCCCUGAGUCUAUACAGAGCAAGAUUUAAUAAAUGAGCAUUUCAAAGUGAGUGGUAACACUUGUUUAUAAGAACAUAAAAGAGCCCUGUGGAGUAAGAUUUGUGAGAAAGGUAUUUUUUAUAUUUUAAUAUUUUAACUUGGAAAAGGCAUAACGGAUUAUUGCCAAUGUGAUAAAAAUAUAGUAGCAUAAUCAUGUUUGGAGUUGCAGAGGACUUGUGAAGGCUUGCUCUUUUAAUCUGGAAAAUUCAUUUCGCACACUUUGGCCUGAUAGUUUCAUCGAUCAUGUUAAUUCAGUUUCACUUUGCCUUGUAGUUUCAUGGUCAUGCUAAUUCAGUUUCACUCUGGAGAUUCAUCGUCAUGCUAAUUCAGUUUCACUUUGGCCUGUUAGUUUCAUUCGUCAUGCUAAUUGGAGAUAUUCUUUAUACAUGUUUUUUUUCAUUCUUCAUUUCAAACUUGUUGUAUUGUAUCAUCAAGUAUUUUUAAAUAUUGGUUAACAGAACAGGGUUACGCUUUUUCCAAUAUUAGGGUAUCAGUCCUUAAUUA
This is a messenger RNA of Lathyrus oleraceus (garden pea), 3967 nucleotides long. RefSeq lists its product as uncharacterized. The record is from RefSeq and is a predicted model, not a curated record. Lineage: Eukaryota; Viridiplantae; Streptophyta; Magnoliopsida; Fabales; Fabaceae. Gene Ontology annotation, molecular function: RNA binding. The transcript is spliced from 10 exons. The coding region runs from base 290 to 3460 and encodes 1056 amino acids.